AUGCUAAAAUUCCAUUUUUAUCUCAAAACAAAACCAGAUGAUAAAAGUCAAAAAGAUGUAAAACAAGAACAAAAAUUUGAUACGGUUUGUAUUUCAUUUGAUUUUAUGCGUAUUCAUUUAUCAAAUUUACGACGUACAUAUGAACUUAUUCCUAUUUUUGAAAAACAGUAUAAUCUCAUCAAUGUUCCUAUUGAUAAUGAAGAAAAAAAAGAAAAAGCAUUCCAAUCAUGUAUACCUAUUUUUGAACAUAUUCGAAAAGCUCCAUUACAUGAUGAUAUUUAUAAUUAUAUCGAACAAAUUCUAUCUACAUUGGAUAUUGAUAUUCAUGUUAAAGAUGGAUUUGAAAAUAUAUUCAAGUCUAUUAUCGAAGAGAUCCAAAAGUUAAAACUUUGUGUCGAUACAAGUGCAACAAGAAUAGAAGGACAAGAAAAAACAAUUAAAGAACAAGGAAUAACAAUUAAAGAACAAG
This is a messenger RNA of Rotaria sp. Silwood1, 469 nucleotides long. The record is from the annotation of a GenBank genome assembly. Lineage: Eukaryota; Metazoa; Rotifera; Eurotatoria; Philodinida; Philodinidae.